AUGCAGAAGCGCUUUCUCCCCUCCACCACCUACCUCCUCAUCCCUGUCCUGCCACCGCGUGUCAUCCCGCUCCCUCCCUCCAACCCCCUUUCUCCCCUCGCGCACCCCUCUCCCUUCCCCCUUCCGCGCCACCCUCCCACCCCCCCCUUCUCCCCCCUUUUUCCCUCGUCCCCCCUUGGUGCGCGCAGCCAUGGAGCUGGCGGUGGAGCAUCUAACGCCCCCUGCGUCUCCCACGGUCAUAUCAUCCCUCCCCCCCACCCCCCUUUCCCUCCUUCCCCGUCGCGGCCCCUCUCCCUCUCACCCCCCCGUCUCCCCCCGCGGCCGCCCAUGGUGCGCGCAGCCAUAGAGCUAACGUGCACCGUGCGCGCAGCCAUGGAGCUAGUGGUGGAGCAUCUCACUCAUGCACCUCCGCCCCCACUUCUUUCCCCCCCUCCCUCCCCCCCCCCCAUGGUGCGCGCAGCCAUGGAGCUAGCGGUGGAGCAUCUCACGCCCCCCGCCUCCCCCGCGCCGCUGGCGCUUGACUUUGCCAACGCCAGCGCUGCUGACGCCUUCCAGGCCGAGGCUGCCGCGUUGGAUCUGCUACUGGGGACGCCACCCCCCUCGGUGCUGCUGGGCCCAUCCACGUCCCUGCAGACCUCCGUUGUGGGCCCCAUCGCCUCCGUCAUGCAGGUGCCGAUGCUAGCGUAUGCUGCAACGGACCCGCUGCUGAACGCGAACGCGCAGCUGCCCUACUUUGUGCGCGUGCACUACGAUGACUAUGCCCAGAUGGCCGUCGUUGCUGACCUGGUGGGGUUCUACAACUGGACGCAAGUGGUGGCGCUCUUUGAGAGCACUGACAGCGCAUGGAACGGCUUCCAGUCCCUCACUCGCCUGCUGCAACAGCGGGGCACGGCACGGGUGGUGGCGUCGUGGCAGUUUGACAGCGCAGUGAGCGCGGAGACGGACGUGAUGGCAGCAUUCCUGCAGGUGCGGGCAGUGGAGGCGUCGGUGUUCGUGCUGCACCUGCACAGCCCCACCACCAUCCGUAUCGUUCUAAAGACAGCGGCGCAGCUGGGGCUGUUCACGGCGGGGUACGUGUGGAUCGCCACUGCGGGCGUCAUGUCUGUUCUCUCCACUGACCACGCUCUCUCCCCCAUCCUCGUCGGCUGUGAGGGCAUGCUGGGCACGCUACCGUUUGACGUGCCCACAGCACGACUGGCGGACGUGCAGCAGGCCAUCAAGGCCAGGGCCAACACAGCGCUCGCCACCCUGCAGUCCCCAGACGAGGCACUGCGGCAGGCCAUAUCAGCCUAUGACGCCGUGCAUCUCGCUGCCUAUGCCGCAGUUGCUCUCUCCCGCGCCCCCCCGCCCCCUCCCGCGCCCUCUCCUCCCCCUGGUGCUGCGCCCUCGCCCCCUCCCAGCCCCGUGGCUGGCACCAACCCCAGCUUCCAGCAGCUGGAGGUGCAUAAAGGGUGUCAUUCAGACAGGGGGCGACCUACAGGAGCAGUUCUUCUUCCGUUGAGCCGCCUCACAAACAAUCCAUCCCUUCCUUCUCUCCCCUUCCCCAACCCCACCCCCACCAGGGUGUCAUUCACGACAGGCGGCGACCUACAGGAGCAGUUCUUCCGAGUGGCUAAUGUGCUGCGUCAUGGCCUCCGCACCAUCGCCUUCUACCACUACCGCGCCCCCCAGCCUCCCCCUCCCCCCCUCCCCGCCACCCACCUCCCCUCCCCCCUCACCCUCCAACGCCUCCGCCCCUUCCCCUGCGCCGUCAUCCUCCCCAGCUGUUCCUCCUCCCCCGCCCCCCCCUCCGCCGCCCCCGCCUCCUGCCCCUCCUGCAUCUGCAUCUGCUUCACAGCCGUUCCUCUCCUCCAUCCAGCAGCGGCAGCAGCAGCGUCGCAGGGUGUGGUGGCGGAUGCAGAUGCGUCCCUGCGUGCAGUCAUAUGGCCGGGAGGCAUCACAGAGGUGGGUGGUUUGCCCUGUCCCCCCUUUUCUCCUCCCUCUCCCCCCGCCCGCUCUUCCGGCCUGCUCUGCCCGUCCCCUCUCUCCCCGCCCUCUCUUCUCGUCCCCUUUCCCCUCGUCCCCUCUCUGCCCGUCACCUCUCUCCCCGCCCUCUCUUCUCGUCCCCUUCCCCUCGUCCCCUCUCUGCCCGUCACCUCUCUCCCCGCCCUCUCUUCUCGUCCCCUUCCCCUCGUCCCCUCUCUGCCCGUCACCUCUCUCCCCGCCCUCUCUUCUCGUCCCCUUCCCCUCGUCCCCUCUCUGCCCGUCACCUCUCUCCCCGCCCUCUCUUCUCGUCCCCUUCCCCUCGUCCCCUCUCUGCCCGUCACCUCUCUCCCCGCCCUCUCUUCUCGUCCCCUUCCCCUCGUCCCCUCUCUGCCCGUCACCUCUCUCCCCGCCCUCUCUCCUCUUCCCCUUCCCCUCGUCCCCUCUCUUCACGUCCCCUCACUCCCCACCCUCUCUCCCCACUCUCUCUCCCCACCUCUCUCCCCAUCCUCUCUCACCACGCUCUCUCCCCUCGCCCCUCCCCAGGUACCUCUGGGAGCGUUCCCCAAGUCCUCUGCCCCUCUCCAGAUCGCCGUGCCAAACAAAAAGGUGCACCACGAGUUUGUGUUUGUGGGGGAGAGCAGCAACGGCACGUCGUCCAGCAACGACAAGUUCUCGGGCUUCUGUAUCGACGUCUUCAAGUCCGCUGUCGCGCUGCUGCCCUACACGCUCUCCUACCAGUUUGUCGCGUACGGCGACGGCCAGACCCCGCCCAGUUACGAUGCCAUGCUCUCUGCAGUCGCAAAUAAGACGUACGAUGCCGCGGUGGGGGACAUCACAAUCACAUCCGACCGAGCCCUGCUCGUGGACUUCACACAGCCCUUCGAGCGGGCGGCGCCCAACACAUGGGCGUUCCUGGCACCGUUCACCCCUCUGCCUUUCACCACCCCCUCUCCCCCCCGCAUCCUGCAGUCAUCUGGCCUGUCCUUCGUGGUGCCAGUGCAGCGGGCGGCGCCCAACACGUGGGCGUUCCUGGCGCCGUUCACCCCGGGCAUGUGGGUGCUGCUGUACGUGUCCUUCUUCUACACCGCGCUCGUCGUCUGGUUCCUCGAGCACCUGCAGAACGAAGACUUUGGCGGCAAGCUGCACCAGCAGCUCGCCACCAGCGUCUGCUCCUCCCUCCUCCCCUCUUGCCCCCAUUUCUUCCCCCUUUUCCCCCCCACUUCCUCCCCCUUUUCCCCCCACCCUCUUCCUUGUCCCCCUUCCUCUCCUCUCCCCACCUUCCUCUUCCACUCCCGGCUCCUCCUCAUGAGCAGGUUCUCCUUUGCCACCAUGACCUUCUCUCAUGGUACGCGCUGCCUGCCCUGCCACCAUUGUGCCACCAUCCUGCCACCAUUCUGCCACCAUCCUGCCACCAUUCUGCCACCAUCCUGCCACCAUUCUGCCACCAUUCUGCCCAUCCUUCUCUUCCCUCGUCCUCUCUUCCCCCACGCACACUACUCUCCUUUCUGCCCUUUCCCAUCUCUCUUUCCGCUUCUAUCACUCGCUCACACACUCUCUGUCACAGUCGCUCUUGCUCCACCCUUCUUUCUUUCUUCACCCUUUUCUCUUGUUAUCCACCCUCCUCUCCUUGCUUCACCCUGCUCCCUCCUUCUCACCCCUCACCCCUCCUCCCUCCCCCCCUCCUCCUUCACCACACCAGAGGAGCAAGUGCGCACGACGCUGGGUCGCACAGUGGUGAUCGUGUGGCUCUUCGUGGUCUUUGUCAUCUCCUCUGCCUACACUGCUAGUCUCUCCUCUGUUCUCACCGACUUCACAGCGCUGCAGCAGGGCAACCAGACCGUGGGAUACAGGGCGGGCUCCUUCACAGCGGCGUACAUGCAGGGCGUGGGCAUCAACGAGUCGCGCCUAGUGGCCAUAGACCCGGAGGGGGACUGGGAUGCGGUGGUGCAGGAGCAGCAGGUGGCGGUGGUGGUGGAUGAGGAGCCCUACCUCGACAUAUUCCUCUCCGACCACUGCUACUACACCAAGCCGCCUCACGCCUUUGCCACCUUCAACUUUGGCUUCGCGUUCCAGAAGGGGUCAUCUCUGACAGAGGACCUGUCUCUGGCGAUAGAGACCCUGGCACAGACCCUUUCCCCACGACUCGCUCUCCCCAACCAAUCUUCCCCACCACUGCUCUCUCUCUCUCUCUGCUCUCUGCCACAGGCGUUCCAGAGGGGGUCGUCUCUGACAGCGGACCUGUCUCUGGCGAUAGAGACCCUGGCACAGAACGGCCAGCUGCAGUCUCUGCAUGACCUGUGGCUCCGGGGCAAGGGCAGUUGCAGGCAAGGGCACGUGCAGUUCAGGGCUGGAGCUGGAGUCGAUGCGCCUGGGCCCGGACUCCUUCUGGGGGCUCUUCCUGCUCUACUUACUCUCUGCUAUGGGCACCUGCCUGCUCUACGCCGCUCUCCUCGUGUACCGUGGCCUCAAGGCCUUCCGGCUAGCGCAGCAGCAGGCAGCCGCAGAGAGGGCGGCGGCAGCGGAGCAAGAAGGGCAGGAGGGGGAACUUUUGAGGCGCCUCAAAAAUACCCUCACCCCCCCUCACUCCCCCUCACUCCGCCUCGCUCCCCCUCACUCCCUCGCUGCAGGCUAGCGCAGCAGCAGGCAGCCGCAGAGAGGGCAGCGGCAGCAGAGCAAGAAGGGCAGGAGGGGGAAGCCCCGUACGCAGUGGGAGUGACGCCAGUCCGUGCUCCUGUCAGCAAGCCCAGGCGCCUCAAGAGCCGCGUUCGCCACUACAAGAGUGCUUACACUGCGGGAGUGGAGUGGAGCAUGCAGCGCAACAUCGGGGUGUCCUCCUCCACACUCCACGGGUCCGACAGCAACCCCUCUAUGCACUACGAUGUCGGGUCCUGCCAAGCCAACUG
This is a messenger RNA of Closterium sp. Naga37s-1, 4868 nucleotides long. The record is from the annotation of a GenBank genome assembly. NCBI's taxonomy places the organism in Eukaryota, Viridiplantae, Streptophyta, Zygnematophyceae, Desmidiales, Closteriaceae.